This is a messenger RNA of Plasmodium reichenowi, 2745 nucleotides long. RefSeq names its product protein kinase 1. Lineage: Eukaryota; Apicomplexa; Aconoidasida; Haemosporida; Plasmodiidae. Gene Ontology annotation, biological process: signal transduction; protein phosphorylation. Gene Ontology annotation, molecular function: protein serine/threonine kinase activity; ATP binding. The transcript has 2 exons. The record is from RefSeq and is a predicted model, not a curated record. Gene Ontology annotation, cellular component: cytoplasm. Bases 1 to 2745 code for a protein of 914 amino acids.
AUGGACUUAAUAAAGAUAUACAAGAGGAAUGAAAUAAUAAAAGAUUAUGUGAAUAUAUAUUUCGAUGAUGAGAAAUCAGAGAACAGUAACAAGAAUCUUAGUUACAAAAUAUUGCAUAUCAUUGGACAUGGUGUUUAUGGUGUUGUAUAUAAGGCGGAUUGUUUAAAUAAUUGUAGUAUCGUAGCUUUAAAACAAACAUAUCAAAAAAGUACAAGAAUAUUUAAAGAAAUAGAAAUUAUGAAGAAAUUAAAACAUCCUAAUAUUGUAAAAUUAAAACAUGCUUUUUAUACAAGUACAAGUGAUGGGGGUGUAUAUGUUCAUAUGGUUAUGGAAUAUGGAAAUACCGAUUUGGCUAGCUCGCUUUAUUAUAUUACAUUAAAAGAUAGUAAAGAAUUUUUAAAAGAUUCAUUUGAUUUAGAUAAUUAUAAUUAUGAAGAUUAUGAUGAUAAUAAAAGUGAUAAGGAUAUGCUUCCUAACGAUCAGCAGAAAAGUGAUUUUUAUUAUUAUGAGUCUGUUCCUAAUCGAAAUGAAGAAAUGACGGCAAAAGAAAAAAGUGGGAUUAAUUCAGGAAAUAAUAAUAUGAUUGUUAAAGGCAUGGUCCAUAGUAAUAAUAAUAAUAAUAAUAGAGAUAAUAAUAGUAGUAGUAAUAGUAGUAGUAGUAUACGUAAUGAUGUUCAGGUUAAUAAUACCCCAAGCGAUGAAGAUAUGGAAAGUUGUAAUUAUAUAAAAAAUAACAGACGUAUAAAUAUUAUAAACCAUUUUAAAAAGAGCUUUUUUAAUGAAAAUAUAAACAAUAUAUGUUCUUGUCAUAACAUAAGUGAUUUCAUAAAAAAAAGCUUCCUUAACGAAAAUCAAAUUAAGAUUUAUUUGUAUCAACUAAUAAGAGCUACUUUAUAUCUUCAUAGUCUUUGUAUAACUCAUAGAGACAUAAAACCACAAAAUAUACUUAUUUUUUUAAAUAAAACAAAUAAAAUGAAAAGUAAUAAAACUUAUAUAAAUAAUAAAAAGUGUCUUAUAUGUAUACAGAAUAAUUUUAAUAUUCAAUAUAUAAUGAAAAAAAAAUAUAAUAAUCAAUUCAACAUGUUUGAAUUUAAUAAUGACAUGAAGGACACACGUGAUGAAAUGUAUAAUCUUCAUAAGACAUCAGAUGUUUGUGAGAUCUCAUGUGAUGAUAAAAUAUUAAAUAGUAAUGAUAUAUCCAGUUGCUAUAAAAUAAAUAAUUAUAAUAAUAUUUUAUAUAAUAGUUAUAACAAAUCGAUGAAUGAACAAAAUUAUUGUGAAGAAGUUAGGAAUCAUGACCAUGUGAAUGAUCCAUGUUAUAACAUGUCUAAUAUAAAAAACAAUUUACAUGAUAAGAAUAAGAAAGAAAAUCAUACUAUAGAUGAUGAUAUACAAGGUAAUCAUAAUUUUUCAUUAAAAAAUCAAAAACAAGAUAAUUUACAGGUUUGUAAAAAUUAUGAUAAAAAAAAAGAUUUAGCUGUACAAGAAAUGCAAUUAUCUGAUAUGAAUAAAUAUGAAGGAAGUAUAACUCCUUCCAAUGAUUAUAAUAAAUAUUAUAAAGAUUGUCUUAAUAAUAAUAAUAAUAAUAAUAAUUUAAUGAGUAAUCAUGAUGAUUGUUCAGGUAAAAAUAAUUUACAUUUAAAAAGAUUAGUAAGUAUGACCAAUUUAAAUCAACGAAAUUAUUAUAUGAUAAUAAAUGAUAAUACGGAUAAGAUAUGUGAUAAAUCUAUAACAUACGAUGAUGAUAUAACAAAGAAAAAAAAUAAAGCAAAUAUAGAUAAAUUAAAUAUAGAUAAAUUAAAUAUAGAUAAAUUAAAUAUAGAUAAAUUAAAUAUAGAUAAAUCAAAUAUAGAUAAAUCAAAUAUAGAUAAAUUAAAUCUAGAUAUAUCAAAAAAUGUUAUUAUUUCAGAAAAUAAGGAUACUCAAAUAGCUCCAACAAAUAAUAGUAAUAAUAAUAAUAAUAAUAAUAAUUGUGGAGAUGAUGAUAAUUUUAAUCAUGAUGAUCUACCAGAUCAACAAAGUUUAGAUAAGCUAUAUAUAAAUAGCAUAAUGUAUAAAUAUAUAAAAUUAUGUGAUUUUAAUACCUCCAUCAAAUUAAAGGAAAAUUAUAAAUAUUUCAGUUAUGUGUGUUCUAGAUAUUAUAGGGCACCAGAAUUAUUGUUCGGUUCAAAUUAUUAUAGUCAGGCCAUAGAUACAUGGUCAAUAGGAUGCGUUAUGGGAGAGCUACUUUUAGGAAAGCCUUUGUUUUUAGGUGAGUGCGCAUCAGACCAACUAGUCGAAAUAAUAAAAAUUUUAGGAACACCAAACGAUGAAGAUUUUUUAUCAUUUCGAAGUGUUUAUAAGAAUAUAAAAUUUCCAGAUAUUAAACCAAUAACAUUAGAAAAGGUUAUACGUCAUAAUUGUUCAAAGGAAAGCUUGGAUUUAUUAUCAGAAUUAUUACAAUUUAAUCCACAAAAAAGAAUAAAAUUAUGUCAUGCACUUUUACAUAAUUAUUUUGAUGAUAUAAGAAAUUUAAAAGUAUUUCAAAAAGAUAUCAAUACAUAUGAUAAAUAUAAAUUACCAUAUAAUACAAACUGUUUUAAUUUUACAAAAGAAGAAUUAUUACAUUUUACUAUAGAAGAGAGGAAAAUAUUAAUACCACAACAUGUAAGACAAAAUAAAUCAGAUGAAGUGAUGCAAUAUAUAGAUAUGACACCUGAUCAUUUUGAUAAACUGUAUCCAAAUAAGAUACACUUAACAUGCUAA